GUUGUCACUUACGCAACACUGCCUUCUUCAACUGUCACUCUCUCUCAGGCGACUUGCCAUUGACCCUUUAGUAAAGUCUCUUCCUUUCAUCUCUAUUCUUGGCCAUAAUGCUUUACAGACAAGCUCUCUUCCUCACAUUCAUCUCAGUUCUUGGAAACCAUCUCCCUUCACCAACAAAAGCAGAUUGUCCAUUGGACUUAACUUCAUCCAACUUCACACUCGUUGCCUCCGUCUGCUCAAACACUUCCAACAGAGCCAAAUGCUGCCGCUACAUGAACGCUUUCGUCGCUGUAUCCGUCUCUCGCUACGCUAACUACACCGCAGAUCUUGGAGUCACACUAGACUUAACUUCUAUCUGCAUCACCACCAUCUCUAGAGCCAUGGCACUCUACGGAAUCCCAACGAACGCAACUCUCUUCUGUGGACUAGGCACCAAGAUUCUUGUUAACUAUGACUGUGAAGGUCUCACCACUGUAACACAAAUGCUUCAGUCCCCAAAGUUUGGUGAAGUUUCUAGAAACUGUAAAUUACCGCUUCUUCAUUGCAAGAGUUGUUUGAACUCUGGUAUCACUUACAUUCGUAGUUUAGUGGAUAGAGGGAAUAAUAUUAAGAUGAGUACUUGUAGAGAUGCAGCCUAUGCUGCUUUAGCUAGCCGUGGCGACACUUCUUCAGCUCUUGAACUCGCUAGCUGCUUCUUUAAUGUCUCUGAGCUUAGCACCACUCCAUCUUCGUUGAGUCCAGAAGCUUCUCCAGUUCCGGUUGUAGCUGAUAGUCCAAGUGGGGAUGAUCUUGUUUUGUCUCCAAGGAAAAGUCACCGUGCUUAUCACUUGACAGUGGUUCCAGCUAUUGGGAUUGCUGUUACAGCUUUUUCUGUUAUGAUGCUCGCUGUACUAAUAGUUCUUAUCCAAAGAAAGAAACGGGAGCUUGAUGAUGAUGACUCCGAGAGCACUGAUCAUAAUCCAACUAAGACGCUUCCUUCUCCCCGCCCUAAAGUGAUGAUUCAUGAAGGUAGUUCGUUGGCUUUUCGGAAAUUUAGCUACAGGGAGAUAAGGAAAGCUACUAAAGAGUUCAGCACGGUGAUUGGUAGUGGGGGAUUUGGGACUGUUCAUAGAGCUGAGUUCAGUGAUGGGUUGGUUGCAGCUGUGAAAAGGAUGAAUAAGAGCUGUGAACAAGCAGAUGGUGAGUUUUGCAGAGAGAUAGAGCUUCUCGCCAGGCUGCAUCACCGCCAUCUAGUUGCUUUGAAAGGCUUUUGUACUAAAAAGAAUGAGAGGUUCCUUGUCUACGAGUAUAUGGCAAAUGGGAGCUUGACGGAUCAUCUACAUUCCACAGAGAAACCUCCACUUAGUUGGGCAACAAGGAUGAAAAUCGCAAUUGAUGUGGCUAAUGCUCUGGAAUAUCUUCAUCUCUACUGUGAUCCACCUCUCUGUCACAGAGACAUAAAGUCAAGCAACAUAUUACUCGACGAGAACUUUGUUGCUAAGCUUGCAGAUUUUGGCCUUGCACAUGCUUCCAGGGAUGGCUCCGUUUGUUUUGAACCUAUUAAUACAGAUAUUCGUGGAACUCCAGGCUAUGUAGAUCCAGAGUACGUUGUAACACAAGAACUGACAGAGAAGAGCGACGUGUACAGCUACGGAGUGGUGUUGCUAGAGAUCCUAACAGGGAGAAGAGCUGUUGAUGAAGGUAGGAACCUGGUGGAAAUGUCUCAGCCUUUACUGGUAUCAGAAUCAAGACGCAUAGAUUUGGUAGAUUCGAGAAUCAAAGACUGCAUAGAUGGUGAACAGCUGGAAACAGUAGUUGCGGUUGUGAGAUGGUGCACAGAGAAAGAAGGCGUGGCAAGGCCAUCAAUCAAGCAAGUCCUGAGGCUUUUGUGUGAAAGCUGUGAUCCGUUGCAUCUGGAGCUUGCAAUGGCGGUUGAGGAGCACAAAGGGAGGUCACUGAGAGGUGACUUGGCUUCUUCCUCUAGCACUACUUCAAGGUCGCAUUGUAGCAGGAGUUUCUUGCUUGAGACAGGCUCUCCACCAAAUGGUCUCUCCUUUUGAGUCAAGUCACUUCUAUAAAUUUGGCAUUUUGGAUCAUCAACUUGUUUUUUAGUUGCAGUUUUGGAAGAUAAAUAUGUUUUCUAACAGAGUCGAGAGUGAUUUAGUGGUCAUGAUAUAUAUAAACAACGAUGUCUUCAUAAACCACAACAAACAAGGAAACACAAAAGAUAGGGCUAUCAUCUAAACCUAGACUAAUGUAGGCCAGGGAGCAAAAUAUGUUUUUAUGCGCAAUGAAAAGUUCUCCUACUCUGUAACCUAGAUUUCCACACAAUUGUUCAUAAUCUCCUGUACAGGUAGCACUACUCUGUAACCUAUUACAUUAAUCCCAUGCCAAGUGGUGUCUGGUUUGAUCAGUUCUUGUUGCUUCGUUCUUAUAUUACCACGGACCAGUUAGUGUCCUUCUCAAGCAUUGCCUUUUGCUGCCCCACGGUUUCUUCGACGAUUCCUUCAGCUGCCAAUUCAAAAAGCAGUAGUAGUGAGAAACAUAAUCAAAUCCAGGAUGAGGCCACUCAAAAGGAAGAGGGGAGAAGCAAACAAUGUUUGACUUAGAGAUUCAGCUUCAGCCAGUAAAUGUUCGUUUUGGGACCAACAAUUAUUACUCGACUACAAUCUGGAUACCAGUAACCAUUAGACCUUUAAUGUUUUCUCAAUUUGGUUCUUAUGAUGCUGCAGCGUCAAUUUUAUGUACUUUGUCGAUUAACUUAUAAAAACUAAUAAAG
Molecule: messenger RNA, 2758 nt
Organism: Eruca vesicaria subsp. sativa (arugula)
Lineage: Eukaryota; Viridiplantae; Streptophyta; Magnoliopsida; Brassicales; Brassicaceae
Source: the annotation of a GenBank genome assembly